AUGGAUCCAGAAACUCUCGUGACCUUUCUCUUCCGCGCUCCACCUCACAUUCGUACAGUCGAACUUCUAGGAUCCUGGGAUAAUUUCACUCACACUUACCGCAUGCACCAUGAUCGUCGACGAGGGACGGGCUUCUGGAGCGGAUGCUUCAAGUUUGAGAACAUUGUCUUCGACGGCGACAGCCCGAAACCGAAUUGGUCUCGGCCCCGAUCUGGAGGAUUAAAGCAAGGUGGUACUUACUGGUACUACUAUCGCUUGGACUUCGACAUCGAGGCGUACGACGACUCGAGACGAUGUACAGCGGAUUGCCCGUUGAUGCCAGGCCAGAUGAUGAAUAUGAUUGAGGUUCCCACUGAAAUGUUGUCGCCGCCUAGUCGAUGUCGCAGUGCUUGUGGCGAGGGCAUUGCUGGGACUUUGGCUGCGAUGACCAGUAUGCGGCCUCGUCAGACGCUGGAGCCGGGUGAUAAAUUUGCGGCGUUAAGGCCACCACCCGUGAGCAAGGUGCAUGGGAGAUGUAUCUCUGAUAUGGCUCUCAACGGGAGGCUAGAAAGACCGGCGGUGUCCAGGAGGAGUUCUAUCAUUUCGCCACCUGCUUCACGGGAUCGAGAGGAAGCAACUGGCGAAUCGCCGGACGAUCGACCCUCGAAGCGAAGGCGAUCCAGUGAUCGUAAGGCGUCUCAAUGCACCGUCAGCACGCAUGCGGAACAGAGCUGUCGCUACGGGUCCAUUGUGGACGGCUAUGCCACCAAGUUACCUCUCGUCGAAGCCGUCCACCCGAACCCGUUGGCUUCCUCGCCCGUAAACCAGGAUGUGCGCAACGAGCUGCAGAGAGGUUUGCACCAAUUCAAUUUUGGCUUUGGCGAGAAGGCGAUUGCAAAGCAGGAAGCAAGAGACCAGAGCCCGAGUAGUCCCUGCGCUCGUCGUGAUUCCGUCUCAAGCUACGAUAGUCGCGGGUCGAGCUCUCCAAGCAGCACGAGAUCCUGUCCUGCUCAGCAACAAACCUGGUGCUCUUCCCAUAAUGCAGUAGAUACCCACGCUGCAGACGACGGCACGACCAUGUCACCCGAUCCUUCAUUGCCACUGAGCCACGAAAUCGAGCCAUCAUCUGACUCUGGAGAAGAGCUCUGGUCGCCCACCUUCAGUGCAGACACUGUGAGCUCCAAUGGCGGCCUUGACACCCCCUUCCGUCUGAGUGGAGGCUACUCGCACGGCAUGGAGGGAUCUUCACCCGAAGACCUGGACCACAACACCCAGAACAUGAACGACGUGACCGAGCGACUAAAGACCCUGGAUACGAGUACCAAAGCCGAGAGUUUGGCCAACCUCGGAUUGCUACCAGAGCAGCCAGCGCUCGAACUCGCAGGUUUGGACAGCUGCAUCUUCCCACUCCCACCACCAGCAGCAGCAGCAGCAGCGCCCGGCCGUGCACAAACCGACACAAAUCUCAGCCGUAAACUUUUCGAUCCCCCUAUUGCGCUCCACCACGCAGGCCUACCGAGUCUAGGUUUCGACUUCAGCCGCAAAGCCGCCACGGAAGCUGCGAGCAGUCUGACGCUCUCCGUGACGAAUAUGGAGGAUUUGUUCAGUGAGCUGGGAUACUUGGGUGGCUGCAUCAACUAA
Recurvomyces mirabilis is the source of this 1620-nucleotide messenger RNA. RefSeq lists its product as uncharacterized. The transcript has a single exon. The coding region runs from base 1 to 1620 and encodes 539 amino acids. NCBI's taxonomy places the organism in Eukaryota, Fungi, Ascomycota, Dothideomycetes, Mycosphaerellales, Teratosphaeriaceae. The record is from RefSeq and is a predicted model, not a curated record.